Molecule: messenger RNA, 525 nt
Organism: Perca fluviatilis (European perch)
Lineage: Eukaryota; Metazoa; Chordata; Actinopteri; Perciformes; Percidae
Gene: batf3
Product: basic leucine zipper transcription factor, ATF-like 3
Exons: 4
Coding region: 50-436 (128 amino acids)
Biological process (GO): regulation of transcription by RNA polymerase II
Cellular component (GO): nucleus
Molecular function (GO): RNA polymerase II cis-regulatory region sequence-specific DNA binding; DNA-binding transcription factor activity, RNA polymerase II-specific
Source: RefSeq, a predicted model, not a curated record
UGCAGGAUACCUUCCUGUUUUUUUCUCCGAUUUUUAAUGUGAAUGUGUAAUGUCUGUGAUGUCAGACUGUGAUUCUUCCUGCCAGUCUCCUCAGAAGAAUAGCAAGAAUGAUCUCAUCUGUGAACAAUGUGAGGGUUCAGUGGAUGAAGGCAGGAGGCUGAAGAGAGAGAAGAACAGAGUCUCAGCCCAGAAGAGCCGGAAGAGGCAAAUACAGAGAGCUGACCUUCUGCAUGAGGCCUGCGAGCAGUUGGAGCAGAGGAACCGAAAGCUGAAGAGAGAGGUGGACUCUCUGCAUGAGGAGCAGCGCCUGCUGUCCGAGACUCUCAGGGCCCACGAGCCCUUCUGUCCCAUCAUGCACUGCUCCUUUGCCUGCUCCACGUCGUCCAGUCUGCAGCCGAACGCCACGGCGGCACGCUGCGUCUGGGGCUACGAGUAAUGGUUCUGUCUGCAGGGAUGAGCAGUGUAACUUUAUGUCUGAAGCAGAGAUCUUCAACAGGGGGCCCCGGACCCCUAGGGGGUCUUCAG